Molecule: messenger RNA, 525 nt
Organism: Entamoeba dispar SAW760
Lineage: Eukaryota; Evosea; Mastigamoebida; Endamoebidae
Product: ADP-ribosylation factor, arf, putative
Exons: 1
Coding region: 1-525 (174 amino acids)
Biological process (GO): vesicle-mediated transport; intracellular protein transport
Cellular component (GO): plasma membrane; cytoplasm
Molecular function (GO): GTPase activity; GTP binding
Source: RefSeq, a predicted model, not a curated record
AUGGGAAGUUGGUUAAGUAAAUUACUUGGAAAGAAAGAAAUGAGAAUUUUGAUGGUAGGACUUGAUGCUGCCGGUAAAACUUCAAUUCUUUAUAAAUUGAAACUUGGAGAAAUUGUCACUACUAUUCCAACUAUUGGAUUUAAUGUAGAAACUGUUGAAUAUAAGAAUAUUUCCUUUACUGUUUGGGAUGUAGGAGGACAAGAUAAAAUUAGACCAUUAUGGAGACAUUAUUAUCAAAAUACUCAAGCAAUUAUUUUUGUAGUUGAUUCUAAUGAUAGAGAUCGUAUUGGAGAAGCACGUGAAGAAUUAAUGAAAAUGUUAAAUGAAGAUGAAAUGAGAAAUGCUAUUUUGCUUGUUUUUGCUAACAAACAUGAUUUACCACAAGCUAUGUCUAUUUCUGAAGUUACAGAAAAACUUGGAUUACAAACAAUUAAGAAUCGUAAAUGGUAUUGUCAAACAUCAUGUGCAACUAAUGGAGAUGGACUUUAUGAAGGUCUUGAUUGGCUUGCUGAUAAUCUCAAAUAA